AUUCAUAACUUAUUCUUGAAGAUUAUAUUAUAUGGGAAUAUAAGAGUUAAUUUUUUCCCAUUUAUAGUCUUAAAUUGCAUUAUUAUUAUCACCAUUCCAAUCUUCUUUCCUCAAUAAGGAUGAAAUUCCCAAAGAGUGUUCUCUAAACUACUCCAUAAAAUAUUUUCCAAAUAUCUAUAUAUUAGGACAACUCAAAAAUCUUUGUUCAAACUUUGUUGAAUUUUAAGUUUGGUAAUAGUUCAUCUGAAUAUCUUAAUAUGAGAGAAGUUUGGAAUAUAGGAAGAUGCAAUCAACAACUAUCAAUAGUUGAAGAAGGAGAAGGAGAAUCAACAAAAUCUUCAAAUACAAACACAAUUAUGAGCCGUUUUGAGUCACCAGCUUCUGCUUUUUAUGCAACAGAAAAUUGCAUGGGAUUUGCAGAAUUUGAUAACCAAGUUGAUAAUAGUAAUAAUAAUCCAAGUUUGAGUUCUCAAUUAUAUAAGCUUAAUGAUUUGGAGUUCCCUUUGUAUCAAUCUCUAAGGGAAAAUAAUCAUUUCUUGGAAUCAUCAAACCAACUUGAUCCUAACUUGGAAUUUUCAAACACUUUGCAAGCAUUGGUGAAAUCUCAAUUGAAUGGUAAUCAAUGUCUUAGAUCGCCAGAAAACUCGAAUAAAUUUUCGUGUGAGGAUUUUCCCGGGAUUAAGUCCUUUCCAAUUGAACAACAAAAGUUGUUUUUUGAUGGUCUUGCCUCAGCUAGCAACAGCUCAUCAUUUUGUAACAAAGGAAAUCAUGACUAUAUGGUUGCUCGAGGACCUUAUCAUUUAUCGGUUGAACAAUUGAAUUUCGCUUCUCAUCAUGAUCAGAAGUUGUGUCCAACAAUUUCAGCUGGAAGUUCAUCAACUUCUCAUGGAAAUACUACUUCUAAUGGGAAUGUAGUCUCGAGUAAAACACGAAUUAGAUGGACAAAGGAUCUUCAUGAGAAGUUUGUUGAGUGUGUGAAUCGCCUCGGAGGUGCUGAGAAGGCAACACCAAAGGCUAUAUUAAAGAUGAUGGAUUCUGAUGUUUUGACCAUAUUCCAUGUGAAAAGUCAUUUACAAAAAUAUAGAACUGCAAAAUUCAUGCCAGAGUCAGUUCAAGGUAAAUCUGACAAAAGAAUCCAUACAGAGGAUCUACAUCAUGUUGGUGUUAAAACUGGAUUUCAAAUCAAGGAAGCACUUCAACUUCAAUUAGAUGCACAAAGGCGUCUUCAUGAACAACUCGAGAUUCAACGAAUGUUACAAUUGCGACUUGAGGAACAAGGCAGACAGCUGAAAGAAAUGUUUGAUAAGCAGCAGAAGACAUCUAAUAACCUCUUUAAUACUCCAAAUACAGUUAAUGAUGAUAGUACAAAAAUUAGUCACAAAGAUGCUGAGGUUUCUAUUUCUGAAGGGGCUGAAAAUUCUUUAAUCCCUUGUAAAAUCUCUUUGGAUACAUAAUUUGAUAGUUAUUAUGUAUAAAACUAUAGUUUCUCUGAAGCUUACUCCUUGUAAGCAACAGAUAAAUGACACCAUGAAAUUUUGUUAUGGGAAUAAAAGUAUGAACAUGUUGAUCCUACAAAGUACAAAUAUAAAUUCAGUGAGUUAUUAGUACAUAUAUUCUAGUGUUAUUGCAUAUAAUGUAUCCUAUAGAAACAUUAUGAUCAGGGAAAAUAAUUAUUUGAUUCAUUAUGA
Trifolium pratense (red clover) is the source of this 1688-nucleotide messenger RNA. RefSeq names its product myb family transcription factor PHL5-like. The transcript has 6 exons. The coding region runs from base 258 to 1454 and encodes 398 amino acids. The record is from RefSeq and is a predicted model, not a curated record. NCBI's taxonomy places the organism in Eukaryota, Viridiplantae, Streptophyta, Magnoliopsida, Fabales, Fabaceae. Gene Ontology annotation, molecular function: DNA binding; DNA-binding transcription factor activity.